Messenger RNA from Chondrus crispus (carragheen), 294 nucleotides. RefSeq lists its product as hypothetical. Bases 1 to 186 code for a protein of 61 amino acids. The record is from RefSeq and is a predicted model, not a curated record. Lineage: Eukaryota; Rhodophyta; Florideophyceae; Gigartinales; Gigartinaceae. The transcript has 2 exons.
AUGACUCGAAUUAAGAAAAGACGACUAAAAAAAUUCAAGAAAACUGUACCCGACUACUUUUCUGCUAACUGUACAUUUGAGAUCCGCAAAGGUUGUCACUGCCAUAACACUGACCCACAACAGUCAAUCACGGCAACUUUCAAGACAAGAAAGGAAUGGUCGUGCUCUGGAACACGACUGGUUUGACAAUUACGGCACGACGAGGGCAACAGCUCUACAAGUUUAGAGAGUGUUCUAAUCGCUAACAAAAGACGAAAAAAAAAGUAAACAGACUAAGACCAAGAGAUAUUCUCU